This is a messenger RNA of Emiliania huxleyi CCMP1516, 1089 nucleotides long. RefSeq lists its product as hypothetical. The transcript has 3 exons. NCBI's taxonomy places the organism in Eukaryota, Haptophyta, Isochrysidales, Noelaerhabdaceae. The coding region runs from base 1 to 1089 and encodes 362 amino acids. The record is from RefSeq and is a predicted model, not a curated record.
AUGGCAGCGCCGACGCCCGCCGCCAAGGCCGGCUUCGGCUCGCACCUGCUCUCGGGCUACCUGCACAAGAAGUCCAAGGCCGGGCAGGGCGUGUGGCAGAAGCGCUUCUUCAUCCUCGACACGCGCAGCCUCACCUACACGCACGGCGGCAAGGUACGCUCUUACCAGCUCGAGGACUUUCGCGACGCGCUCACGACGGGCAGGCCCGAGGCGGGCGAGUUUGUCGUCGUCUUCUCCUCCUCCGACCGGCUGUCGGACGUCUUCCCGGAGAAGCGGCUGCACCUCCGCGUCCAGAGCGGCGGCGCCGAUGGCGCGCGCGAGUGGGCCAACGCAAUGGCGGCGGCGCGGCGGCAGUGGGAGAUGUAUCGGACGCUCGGCAGGGCGAUGGGGGCUGAGGUGGGCGGCGCAUCGGUGCAGGCGGACGGCGCCGACGGCGAGCCCGGCCUGGGUCCCGGCCUGGGUCCCGGCCCUGGAGCCGAGUCCUCGCCGCCGUCGGCGGACGAGGAGGAGGAGCCAGAGCCGGAGCCCGCGCCUCCGCCCGCGCCUCCGCCCGCGCCUCCGCCCGCGCCUCCGCCCGCGCCGCCGCCGCCGCCUCCCGCACCUCCGUCGGCCGGGCCGGCGGCGGACCCGCUCGCGCCCAUGAGCUUCGAGGAGAUGGUCCGGCGGCAGCUGCGCAAAAAGGCAAACGCGGUCCUCGUCCGGAAGAAGGCAGAGGUCCUCGCCCUCGUCCGGAGACUCAACGCCGAGCGGUCCGCCGCCGCCGCCGCCGCCGCCGAGGAGUCGUUGUCUCGCGGCUCAGGUUGGCCGGCCGCCGAUCCCCUCGCCCGCCGAGGGCCCGAGCACCCACACGAGCGUGCGCCCGGGGUGCCGGACGCGGGACAAGCCCAUGGGACGCGCGUGCACGGCACCGCCCUCGAGCUCGCCGACGAGCUCGCGCGCCACCCGGCCGUCCCGCUCGCCGACGCGCGCCUCAACGGCGACGCGGCCGAGGCACAGCUGCACGUUCUGCGCGAGAGGCAUGCGCAGCUCGCGCUCUCGACGGGCGCGGCAAACAGGGCGCUCCUCCGGCAGGUGGACGAGGCGGUGUGA